AUCCUCUGCACCAGGAAGUGUUUCGCCGGAGACGUCUCUUGCAGCUUUGUUUUGACGAUGAUGGAGGAGGAAGAAUUUGAGUUGGCGGAGGAUUUGGAGUCGAUUCUGCAUCUCACCCCGGAGGUGCAGCUCGCCAUUGAGCAGGUUUUUCCCAGUCAGGACCCUCUGGACAGAGCAGACUUCAAUGCUGUGGAGUACAUCAACACACUGUUCCCCACCGAGCAGUCCCUGGCCAACAUUGAUGAUGUGGUUAACAAGAUCCGUCUGAAGAUUCGGCGUCUGGAUGACAACAUCCGAACGGUGGUGAGAGGACAGACCAACGUUGGCCAGGAUGGCAGACAGGCUUUGGAGGAGGCCCAGAUUGCCAUCCAACAAUUGUUUGGCAAAAUCAAAGACAUCAAGGACAAGGCAGAGAAGUCUGAACAAAUGGUUAAAGAGAUUACGAGGGACAUAAAGCAGUUGGACCAUGCCAAGCGCCACCUGACUACAUCCAUCACCACCCUCAACCACCUGCACAUGUUGGCGGGGGGUGUGGACUCUUUAGAAGCCAUGACCAGAAAGAGGCAGUAUGGUGAAGUUGCCAACUUGCUGCAGGGAGUGGUCAAUGUGCUGGAACAUUUCCACAAGUACAUGGGCAUUCCCCAGAUCAGACAGCUUUCUGAGAGAGUGAAAGCAGCUCAGAGUGAGUUGGGGACUCAGAUCCUGGCAGAUUUUGAAGAAGCCUUCCCCUCUCAGGGCUCCAAGAGAACAGGUGGUCCCAGUAAUGUGCUGAGAGACGCCUGCCUGGUGGCCAACGUGCUGGACCCGCGCAUCAAACAAGAGAUCAUCAAAAAGUUCAUCAGGCAGCACCUCUCAGAGUACCUGGUGCUCUUCCAGGAAAACCAAGAUGUUGCUUGGCUGGACAAGAUCGAUCGCCGCUAUGCCUGGAUCAAACGGCAGCUGGUGGACUAUGAGGAGAAAUACGGACGCAUGUUUCCUGAAGAAUGGUGCAUGACUGAGCGGAUUGCUGUGGAGUUCUGCCACAUCACCAGGGUGGAGCUAGCCAAAGUGAUGCGAACACGAGCAAAGGAGAUUGAGGUGAAACUGCUUCUUUUUGCCAUUCAGAGAACCACCAACUUCGAGGGUUUACUGGCCAAACGCUUCACAGGAUGCACCUUGACUGACGUACCUGGAAAAAAGAGAUCAGAAAGCCCUCUCGAACCUACUAACCCCUUCCUGGAGGACGAGCCAGGUGAGGAUGUGGAUCUAGCCAAGCCCAGGAAGCCCAAAGCUCCUGACAACCCUUUCCACGGCAUUGUCUCCAAGUGUUUCGAACCUCAUCUAUAUGUCUACAUAGAGUCCCAGGACAAGAACCUAGGCGAGCUGAUCGACCGGUUUGUGGCCGACUUCCGAGCACAAGGCCCACCCAAGGUGGGCACGGAGGAAGGCGGAGCGGUCCUGCCCAGCUGUGCUGACCUCUUUGUCUAUUACAAGAAGUGCAUGGUGCAGUGCUCACAGCUGAGCACCGGAGAACCAAUGAUCGCCCUCACAACUAUCUUCCAGAAAUUCCUGAGGGAGUACGCCUGGAAGAUCCUCUCUGGAAACCUUCCUAAGUCCAGCAGUAGCAGUGGGGGUCUCACUAUCAGCAGUCUGCUGAAGGAGAAAGAAUUCUCAGAUGCUUCAAAGUUCACCGUAGAUGAGCUCUGUCUGAUCUGUAGCAUCCUCAGCACUGCAGAGUACUGUUUGGCUACCACACAACAGUUGGAAGAGAAGCUAAAGGAAAAGGUAGAUAAAGUCCUGGUGGAGAGAAUUAAUUUGACUGGAGAGAUGGAUACAUUCAGCACUGUGAUCUCAAACAGUAUUCAGCUAAUAGUUCAAGAUCUGGAUGCUGCCUGUGACCCUGCUCUCACUGCUAUGAGCAAGAUGCCGUGGCAGAGUGUGGAGCACGUGGGUGACCAGAGUCCUUAUGUGACGUCAAUCAUCAUGCACAUUAAACAAAAUGUGCCAAUCAUCAGAGACAAUCUGGCCUCCACUCGCAAAUACUUCACACAGUUCUGCAUCAAGUUCACAAAUUCUUUCAUUCCCAAAUUCAUCAACCACCUGUUUAGAUGUAAGCCUAUCAGCAUGGUGGGAGCUGAGCAACUCCUCCUCGACACCCACUCCCUGAAGACCGUUUUGUUGGAUCUUCCCUCCAUAGGCUCCCAGGUGCUCCGCAAGGCACCCGCCAGCUACACCAAGAUAGUGGUGAAAGGAAUGACCAGAGCAGAGAUGAUACUAAAGGUGGUGAUGGCCCCACAUGAACCACCAGUGGUGUUUGUUGACAACUACAUCAAGCUCCUGGCUGAUGGCAACCCAGAGACCUUCCAGAAGAUUCUGGACAUGAAGGGUCUGAAGCGCAGUGAGCAGAGCAGCAUGCUGGAGCUGUUCAGGCAGAGGUUACCCACUCCGCCCUCCGGGGCUGACGGAGGCCCCACUCUGUCCUUCAGUGCCCCCACCCCUGAGCAGGAGUCGUCCCGCAUCCGUAAACUGGAGAAACUCAUCAAGAAGAGACUGUGAUCAGACACAUUGAUAAUAAAAGAGGCUGCAGGAUGAGACCUCCUGCACUCACUCUUCUCAAAAACUUCAAUCAUCAAGGAGAAUCAAAGAAAGAGCAAAGAUCGGACUGAAUUUUCUGACUGACAGUGAUGUGAAACUGAGCUGAUGCUGGAUUAUGAAGAAACUGCUACUUGUUGAUGCUACAUCUGUCAUUUUGCUUCUGUAACUUCCUCUUUCUUCUCAUGACACUAAUGCCUGAGCUUUGUAACAUUCGUACAUUGUCGCACAGACCGAAUGCGGUGCUGUUAACUGGAUUCAGCUCAGAGAGCUGCUGGCUGCCUCUCUGGUACACGUCUAAUCCCCGAUGAUCACCAGCAGGCUGAUCAUAAUUAAAGUUGAUGUUUUCUGAAUAUAAUGUUCUUCAAGGAUAACUAUGGCUUUCCUCAAUCAUUUUUAAUUUAAAGUGUGUGUGUGUGUGUGUGUGUGUGUGUGUGUGUGUGUGUGUGUGUGUGUGUGUGUGCAUGCUGCCACCCAUUAAUGUGGAUAUGCGUCAUAGGUGUCGGGAUUGUUUGUGUGAGCGGCGACCUAAAACAAAUCACUGAGUGUGGAACAAAGAGGAUCUUUGGAUUUCCUGCGUCUUCGCUGAGCCAUCUUUGUCUUGGCAUUUAAAAUUGCUCGUGGUUGAUUUGGAAACCAGCUAACUGAGGACUGUUGGCUUGGGCCUUUGCCUGGAACGGGGGGCAAUUAAUGGGGUAUAUACUGUCUAUGUAAACAUUAAGUACACGUGUGCGGUCGGUGCUGUGCUUUUACAGUCCAAACAUCUUCAAUAAUUUAAUCCUCUGUCUCUUUUUGCAUUGACAUAAAAGCUCAUGUUUGUUUAAGCAGGAGUCUAUUUAUUCUUCCAUUCGGCUGCACUGUACUUUCAGGCCAAAUUACUUAAGGUUUGGAAAAUAUUAUUUUUUGUCAUAAAAGAGACAAAACAAGCUGGGUUUGUCUCUGCACUUUGCCAUGUACAGUACUCUGGGUCUCUGGAGCCUCGUGUGAUGUCACAGCCUGUGGAGGAAAAUCCAAACUCCCCUGCAGUCUGGUUUCCAUGGUCGCUGAUUUUGAUGCCAGGGCCUCUCAGUGUCUCAAGGCUUUAUAUGCAUAUACAUAUAUGUCAUGUAAAUGGAUUAGUGUAAACAUUCCUGCCUUCAGAUACUAAAUGUCAGAAAUCUGAAAACUCUGAAACGAUUAAAGGCUGUAUAACUACAACUAAGAUACGAUCACAUCCCACUUGUUUUAUUCUAUUUUAAAUUGGCUCCCAAUUAGGAUAUAUUUCAAGAUUGAUAACUUUCCAGUAGGCUCAUGAUGACCCGGCCUCAGCCUAAAUCCCGGAUCUUUUAAUUCCCUAUUACCUCUGUGCAGCUUGUGGUCUUCUGGUGUAACUUCCUGAAUCUAGGCUAAAAACAGGUGGGGGGGCAGAGUGUUUGCCAUCAGGGCUGUGAAGUGAUUCACCUGAGGAAAUAGGCCUGUCUGAGAUGGUGUCGGCUACAAAUGCACUUUCUCCAUAAGGCAUAUUCCCGAAUUUCCAUAAGGUGCCGGACUAAUAAUCUCUAUCAUUAAAUCUAUUUAUGUGCUCCCUUCUGUGUUUGAACCAUUUGUUCUCUUGUUGUGUAGCACUGUGUGUGGAAAAGUGCUCUAUCAAUAAAGUUAUCAUAAAUGUAAUGUACCGACCUGUGUGCUACACGGGCUACACUAACGCAUGCACGCUGCUUUAAUUUGCAUGGUUUUGCACAAUUGCAGGAAAACACAUCAACCUGCUUCUUUUUUUUUUUUUUAAACCAGGGUUUAAUCUCUGAAGUGUUCCCAUGGCUGGCCUCGUCUCUGGUUGCCACUUAGUCUUGCAUCCAAUCAGGAUCCAGAGAAAGUUUGGGAAGGCGUUUCCUUUGCUGUGUGUGUGUGUAGAUGUGAGUGUGUAGAUGUGAGAGUGUGUGUGUGUGCCUGGAGGGAGCAGAGGUUUGAAGAGGAGCCGCGGGCAGACGGACUCAUUCACACACACACAUCCCCUCUCUGGACCCUCUAACACGCCAGAUUUCAGCUUUUCACGCACGGUCACCUGGAGCCGGAGUGUGUGAUCAUUAUGUUUUAAGGCCAGAGUGAAUACUCGUUUUUAAGUUUCUGGUUUUUAAGAGGCUUGGAGGUUUCCGGGGGACGGAGCGGUGUCUUGAUGGUGUCUCCUGCGGGAAGCCGUGCAUGCUGCCCGGGCAGAAGUUAGCAGAAACGACGCGGUGG
This is a messenger RNA of Hippoglossus stenolepis (Pacific halibut), 4788 nucleotides long. RefSeq names its product VPS53 subunit of GARP complex (gene vps53). The record is from RefSeq and is a predicted model, not a curated record. The coding region runs from base 58 to 2535 and encodes 825 amino acids. NCBI's taxonomy places the organism in Eukaryota, Metazoa, Chordata, Actinopteri, Pleuronectiformes, Pleuronectidae. Gene Ontology annotation, cellular component: GARP complex. The transcript is spliced from 22 exons. Gene Ontology annotation, biological process: retrograde transport, endosome to Golgi.